Molecule: messenger RNA, 5082 nt
Organism: Pongo pygmaeus (Bornean orangutan)
Lineage: Eukaryota; Metazoa; Chordata; Mammalia; Primates; Hominidae
Gene: KCNK5
Product: potassium two pore domain channel subfamily K member 5
Exons: 6
Coding region: 201-1700 (499 amino acids)
Biological process (GO): potassium ion transmembrane transport; stabilization of membrane potential
Cellular component (GO): plasma membrane
Molecular function (GO): outward rectifier potassium channel activity; potassium ion leak channel activity
Source: RefSeq, a predicted model, not a curated record
UUAAAGAGGCGCGCGGAGGCGGGCGCGGCGCAUACUGCUAGUGGCGCGCGGAGGAGCGACGCGUGGAGAAGCGGCCCACGUGUCUGCUCAGAGUCCAGUCCCGUGUUCUUCCCGCUCCUUACGCAUCCGCGGUCCAGGGCGUCCUUUCAGCCCCCCUGGUGUUCGCCCACCCCGGGCCGCGAGGCGGCCGCUCGGGAGCCAUGGUGGACCGGGGCCCUCUGCUCACCUCGGCCAUCAUCUUCUACCUGGCCAUCGGGGCGGCGAUCUUCGAAGUGCUGGAGGAGCCGCACUGGAAGGAGGCCAAGAAAAACUACUACACACAGAAGCUGCAUCUGCUCAAGGAGUUCCCGUGCCUGGGUCAGGAGGGCCUGGACAAGAUCCUAGAGGUGGUAUCUGAUGCUGCAGGACAGGGUGUGGCCAUCACAGGGAACCAGACCUUCAACAACUGGAACUGGCCCAAUGCAAUGAUUUUUGCAGCGACCGUCAUUACCACCAUUGGAUAUGGCAAUGUGGCUCCCAAGACCCCCGCCGGUCGCCUCUUCUGCGUCUUCUAUGGUCUCUUCGGGGUGCCGCUCUGCCUGACGUGGAUCAGUGCCCUGGGCAAGUUCUUCGGGGGACGCGCCAAGAGACUAGGGCAGUUCCUUACCAAGAGAGGCGUGAGUCUGCGGAAGGCGCAGAUCACGUGCACAGUCAUCUUCAUCGUGUGGGGCGUCCUAGUCCACCUGGUGAUCCCACCCUUCGUAUUCAUGGUGACCGAGGGGUGGAACUACAUCGAGGGCCUCUACUACUCCUUCAUCACCAUCUCCACCAUCGGCUUCGGUGACUUUGUGGCUGGUGUGAACCCCAGCGCCAACUACCACGCCCUGUACCGCUACUUCGUGGAGCUCUGGAUCUACUUGGGGCUGGCCUGGCUGUCCCUUUUUGUCAACUGGAAGGUGAGCAUGUUUGUGGAAGUCCACAAAGCCAUUAAGAAGCGGCGGCGGCGACGGAAGGAGUCCUUUGAGAGCUCCCCACACUCCCGGAAGGCCCUGCAGGUGAAGGGGAGCACAGCCUCCAAGGACGUCAACAUCUUCAGCUUUCUUUCCAAGAAGGAAGAGACCUACAAUGACCUCAUCAAGCAGAUCGGGAAGAAGGCCAUGAAGACAAGCGGGGGUGGGGAGACGGGCCCGGGCCCAGGGCUGGGGCCUCAAGGCGGUGGGCUCCCAGCACUGCCCCCUUCCCUGGCACCCCUGGUGGUUUACUCCAAGAACCGGGUGCCCACCUUGGAAGAGGUGUCACAGACACUGAGGAGCAAAGGCCACGUAUCAAAGCCCCCAGAUGAGGAAGCUGUGGCACAGGCCCCUGAAGACAGCUCCCCUGCCCCCGAGGUGUUCAUGAACCAGCUGGACCGCAUCAGUGAGGAAUGCGAGCCAUGGGACGCCCAGGACUACCACCCACUCAUCUUCCAGGACGCCAGCAUCACCUUCGUGAACACGGAGGCUGGCCUCUCAGACGAGGAGACCUCCAAGUCCUCGCUAGAGGACAACUUGGCAGGGGAGGAGAGCCCCCAGCAGGGGGCCGAAGCCAAGGCGCCCCUGAACAUGGGCGAGUUCCCCUCCUCCGACGAGUCCACCUUCACCAGCACUGAGUCUGAGCUCUCCGUGCCCUACGAACAGCUGAUGAAUGAGUACAACAAGGCUAACAGCCCCAAGGGCACAUGAGGCGGGGCCGGCUCCCCACCCCACCUUUGAUGGCCUCUUCCCCCCUUACCCUGGGGUGUCCCGAGAUGGCCGGGACCCCAGACCCCUGGUGGGGGGGCAGCCUUGGAACUGGGAGUGGGGGGCCAGGGGCCUUCCUAACCUUCCAUCAUCCCCAGCUAGAUGCAUGCCCGGGACAGGGCCUCUGUUCUCCAGCUGAACCAUACCCUGGCUGUGGGGGCGUCUGUCCUGAGCUUGGCUGGUGUAUCUCACAAUGCAAAGACAUGCAGGCUGGCGGGACAGGUGGGCAGGACGGACCCUGAGGAGGCCUUGCCUGCAGGGUCUUUGCCCCACCAUUUGGUGGAGUGUCACACGGUUCUCUGAGGCCUGGGGCCUCAGCUCUUUAAGUUUACCAGUAUUACUGAGCUUGGCAUUUGGAGAGGGAGCUCUGAAGUGUCUGGGGAGGUACCGCUGUGCGUGGGGUCAGGUGUUUCCGUACCUCAGCAGGAGCAGGGCCCGCCCCCACCCCAGCUGCGGGCCUGCCGGUCGGGUUGGGCACCUACUACAAACCGUAGUGGGGUGGAGGCUGCUGGAGGUGGGAGUGAGGAGAUGAGGGUAGGGGCUCAAACAGACCUGACUCACGGGGCCUGGAAACAAGUCCCAUGUGGGCCUGGGGCCUGGGGUCCUCAUCCUCCUUGUUGGUCUACUCAGGCCCAGCCCAGAGCCGUGUUCCCUGUCUCAGGUCAAGCAGUGGCAGACGCAAGGCUUUCUGUGGGCCCCCGAGUGGUAGGAGGGAGAGUAGCAGAGUAUGGGUUACUGGAAGCCGGGACUGCUAGGGCUGGUGGCCAGGGAGCUGCAAGAGUGAGGCUCAGCUCUGGCUGGUUCUGCCCUUACCCCUCCUGCCAGCUGGAGAACUGCACACCCCGCCCCCUGGCCCCAGGACCUGCACUCCCAAUCCUGCUGUCUUCUCCUUCCCUGUGCCCUGAACAAGGACCUCACUGCCCGCCUUCCCCUCCCACCAGCCCCCUUGGGCCAGGCAGGGUGAGGCCAAAUUGCUCUUGGCCCACAAAUGGGCGAUGGUCAAAUAUGUGAAUCAAGCUCCUCUCUCUGGCUAGUGUUUGAUGUGCAUGUGUGUGUGCGUGGUGCGUGUGUGCACAUACACACCUGUGCACUCGUGUGUGUUUAAGAAAGGAAAGGAUUUGGGCUGGGGAGCAAAAGAUAAUGUGAAACUGUUGGUGGACUCUCUGGUGAGGGGUGGGCAGAACUUGCUGCUACUAGAGUUCUUGGGUUCUCCAUGAUGUUCACCCUGGGGCUGGCCCACUGUGUGCUGAAUGUUUUUGUUGUUUUUUGUUUUAUUUUUUAAACAAACUGCUGUUUUUUAUAUACCUGGAAUCUGUUGUUGGCUUCAGAGCCAGUGGUUAAAGAGCAGGGUCCCAAGGAUUGGGAGGUCCAGUGUCUGCCCUCCUGCCCUGCAACUCAAUUGGGCCUUUUUCGGUGACCUCAUCCAAGGCCAUGAUGUCAAGGGCCGUGUCCCCAAGCAGAGGUGGAGAAGGGGACACUGAGGUGAGCAAAGGCAGGAAGGGGCAUCCACUGCAGGUGACUGGAGGCCGGGCAGGAGGCAAGUCAUCAGAACCGCCCAGCUCCCUUCACUCUCUGCCCUCUGCCCCACUACUGUGGGGCAGUGGGGCCAGAGGCCACCUCCCCAACAUGUGAAGACGGUGAUGGGCAUGUGCCCACACCCCACUUCUCUAGCCGUUUGCAGAGGCUGCUGCCCAGCAGGGGCCUGAAAAGGAACAGCCUCGUAUUUUUCUGUGAAAUGUUUUAAUGAACUCAUGUUGUUGCUGGUUGUCCUGGCAUCGCACACACUGUAUGUACAUACUGGCAAUGAUGUCAAAUGUAAUUUAUUUUAACAUUUUUACAAUAAAACAUGAGGUGGAUAGGUCAGCUUGGUGUGUGCUGUGUGUGGGGCAGGUUACAGAGGGGUUGGCUUCUGGCCUCUGAGCAGCAGGGGAGCCUGGGCACAUCCACAGAAGAUAGGGAGGACUCAAGACAGACUGAUAAGAGGAUUGGAUGGUCUGGAGGGGAGAAAAGAAUGAAAAGGGAUGAAGAGAGCAGGGAGAGGCAGGCCUCUGUGGGGAGGUAAGGACGGGGGAGGAACAUUGCAGUACAGGUUUGAGAAUCAGGAAGGAGUGAGAGGAGCAAGGGGAGAGGCGGGGUGAUCAUGGCAAAUGCAUGUCACUCACCACUUUGUCAGGCACUAAAUGCUUGCACUGAAUAAUAUGUGAGUGGACUCAUUUGACCUGGCAAGAGCCCUGUGAGGGCGUCAGUACAUCUCCAUUUUAUAGACGAGGAAACAGGCACAGAGAAGUUGCCUUGUGCAAAAUCUCAGUAAAAAUGGUAAGCCUAGAUUCAAACCCAGGCAGCCCAGCUCCUGUCCCCUCCACCACCGUGAUGAGAUGAAAAAGACUACCUGUGGUUUUGUGGCACACCCAGCAUCUCCGGAAAGGGCUCCUGUCUCCAGGUAGGUGGACCAGAGAGCUUGAGCAACGCUCAGGCCUUCUCAACUCAAGGGGUGGGCAGGAGAUGUAGAGCCUGAGCGUGGGCACUGUGGACUGGAAAGAAUGUGAAGGAAGAAUGGAGCCAGGCUCAGCUGGGCAUCUGUCUCCAUCUAUCUAAAGGGAGGCUUUGUCAGGCUUCAACUGUUUGGGGACUGGCCCCUUCUAUGACCAUUUCAGGGCUCAGCACCACAAAGGAUGAUUUCUGAGUUCAUUGGAAAAAAAAAAAAAGUAUGAUUUCAGGAGUGAACCACAUUUUUCAUGAGGGCAUGGAUGUGUUUACAAAGGAUUAUAUGUAUUUACCAGCCAAUUCUGUAACGACACCAUCCCUCCCUCUCUGCCAACACCACUCCCUCUUGCCCUCUUUCUGCUCCCCCCACACCCCUCUCCUGCCCCCAUCACACACAGGUCCAAGGUUCUCCGGUUUUGCUUUAAUCACAUUCAGCCUCAAGGCAAUAACAGUUCCAUAACACUGUAAGCCCCACCUUUAUUCAGCACUUGGCCUGUUCACAAACCCCAUUGACAAACAUAGCCCAGGUUAUUUGGCCCAUCUACAGUUGAGACGAGAGCUUGAGGAUCAUGACUUCCUAAGGGCACCCAGCUGGACCGAGGCACAGCUUUGCAGAACUGUGCUCACAGAUGAUAAAGCACAGACCCAAGAUUGGGUGGAGGUGUGGCAUUGGGUCACUGUGGCCAGGGUUAGUCUGGAGCUUUCUGAGUAAGAGGUGGGAGGUAGGGCAGCAGCUAGAGCAAAGGGUGGGGCCCAGGAGGCCUCAAGUUCCCCAGGGGUCAUGAGCAGGGGAGGGGUACCAUGUGGAGGCAUGGGGAACAUUCCAUCACAGUCUGGGGAG